Messenger RNA from Capsella rubella, 1081 nucleotides. RefSeq names its product calmodulin-binding protein 25. Gene Ontology annotation, cellular component: nucleus. Gene Ontology annotation, molecular function: calmodulin binding. The transcript has a single exon. Bases 111 to 884 code for a protein of 257 amino acids. Gene Ontology annotation, biological process: response to osmotic stress. Lineage: Eukaryota; Viridiplantae; Streptophyta; Magnoliopsida; Brassicales; Brassicaceae. The record is from RefSeq and is a predicted model, not a curated record.
UAUAGAAACAAAACAAAACAAAACAGAGAGCGCUCUUCACUCUUGUUUUGUUUUUCUUCUCCGAUCUCGAAAUUAUUGCCGGUGAUUACUUACUUAACUUUCAAAAAUCCAUGGCGUCGUCGGAGGGGUUAGCGAGCGUUGAUCCAUGGUCAUUCCGUCAAAGCUUCAACAUAGAUUCAUGGCUAAACUCUGAUACCUUCUCUCACGAUAGUGAUAUACUCGCUAAAGCUCUUCACAGAUCCAUCUCCACUCCCACCACCGACUCUUCUCCUCUUUCUCCUUCCUCUUUCUUCGAUUCCUCUUCCGCCGCCGGCUUCGUCUCCGAUCUCUCCCCUCCUCUAACUCUCUCUAACGUCUCUUUCGGCUCAGAUCCCGAACUCCCCUGCCCUAUCGCUGGUGGAGCCAAACGAAAACGCGGCCCUGGUCUUUCCGGUGGUGGCAAACAGACGAAACGCCGACCUCGUGUUUCCACCAAGAAAUCUCAGACCACGUUUAUAACGGCGGACGCCGCUAAUUUCCGCCAGAUGGUUCAGCAAGUCACCGGAGCUAAGUUCAUCGGUGCUUCUUCCAACAACAUUUUCGCGCCGCUUGUGAAGCCGGAGCCGCACAGGCUCUCUAGUAGACUACCGCCGUCGUGCGGGAGCUUUGAUCGGUCUUCUUCAGCUGUUCCCACCCUAGAUACGUCGUCGUUUUUGUCUAACCAUCACCAAGAGAACAUCGUCACAGAUUUGGGUUCUGCUUCAGCACAGAUCAAUUCGUUUCAUCACCGUUCCAGUGCUGCGACGACGACGGCAGCGACUAACGGUGGUGGUGGUGGUGGCUCCGCCGUGGAACUAGAUAAUUACCCGAGCUUCCCAACUCUUGAAUCAUGGACAGUUAUAUGAUUCUUAAUUAGUGUUUUGUAGAUGUAAUCCUUUUUCUUAAUUAGAUCUUCUUUCUUUUUUUUUCUUGUAUUUUUCUCUAUGAAUGAUCUUGUUUUUUCGUUCUUAGCUUUUGUGGCUAUGGACUAUGGAGUCUCUUGUUCAUACUUUGUGGAAAUUAUAUGGUUUAAUCAAAAAAAGAACUUCUCUUUUAGUCUUUA